This is a messenger RNA of Plasmopara halstedii, 861 nucleotides long. RefSeq names its product para-nitrobenzyl esterase. Lineage: Eukaryota; Oomycota; Peronosporomycetes; Peronosporales; Peronosporaceae. The transcript has 3 exons. Gene Ontology annotation, molecular function: arylformamidase activity. The record is from RefSeq and is a predicted model, not a curated record. Bases 1 to 861 code for a protein of 286 amino acids.
AUGCCGCGCUUAACUUUGCUGCUAAAGAGCGCCUACAGGUGGGAGGGGGUGGCAUACGUGAGCAAGCUCCCGCAUCCUCUGCAGUGUUUAGAUAUUGCCACACCGCGGCAAAUAAAGCUGAAUUCAAAGUUGCCGACGUGUGUGUUUGUGCACGGUGGUUCGUGGCAACGUGGAGACAAGAGCGGAGGACUAAACCAUAACAUCGACCAAGCAUUCGUGCGAGCGGGAUGUGUGGGCGUCUCAAUUAAUUAUCGUUUGUCACCAGAAGUCCAGCAUCCUGAACAUGCCAAAGAUGUGGCUGCCGCUGUCGCAUGGUUGCACCGCAACAUUGCCAAGUUCGGUGGCGAUCCAGACAAAUUGGUGCUAGUGGGGCACAGUUCGGGCGCGCAUUUGAUCAUGCAGUUUCUUGCUGAUCCACAGUUUUUGACGGCUGCCGGGUUAGAGAAACCAAUACAUACGCUCGUCAAAGGUGCAGUUGGCAUUUCGGGUGUAUACAAUAUAGUUCGACUUGCCAAUACCUCGUUCUAUGGAGCGCUUGCUACGAAUCCACCGUUCGGGGAUCGCGUUGAGCAGUUGCGAGAGGCGUCUAUCGGAAGGAUAAUCACUAGAGUAGGGGCAGUCUCGCCCCUUGCUAGGAUGCAAUUGUUGUUGAUGAAUGCUGAGGAAGAUUUUCAUUUUCACGAGGACACAGAGGAGCUCAAGCAAUGGCUAGAUGCAGCAGGAAAUACUUCUGUUCAGCGCCAUGUUAUUCACAAUUGCAACCAUUUUAACAUUAUUCAGCAUCUUGCCAGCGCCAACCUAAACUCCAACACGAUCAUGCGGCUGAUUAUGGAUUUUGUAGCAAGGAUUACAACACCUUGA